This is a messenger RNA of Symbiodinium sp. CCMP2592, 2733 nucleotides long. The record is from the annotation of a GenBank genome assembly. NCBI's taxonomy places the organism in Eukaryota, Dinophyceae, Suessiales, Symbiodiniaceae.
AUGGCAGAGGCCUUGACCGGCGACUGGAUCAAUGGGCUUGGGCCUGAGGAGUCCGGCGAGACUCCAGCAGAAGAGCCGGAGGAAAGCGAAGCUGGGCCGAAUCGACGAGACCGCAGCAAGCAACACAAGUUCAACGUGUUGCUCGCAGCAGGAGCAGUGCCAGAGAAGAUGAAGACGGAGUGGGAGGCUUUGAGUGCCGGCGGCGGCAAGAGGAAGAACCUGACGAAGUUUAUCGAGGACUCAGUGAGUCGUGACCCCGAGACAGGGAAGCUUGCCCUCGCCUGCGAAGCCGCAGAAGUGACGGGGGAAAGCAGUCUGGAGAAGAAGCAGUCCACUGGGUGGGGAGACAAGGGAUUGCCGAGAACGGAGUGGGAGGCUUUGAGUGCCGGCGGCGGCAAGAGGAAGAACCUGACGAAGUUUAUCGAGGACUCAGUGAGUCGUGACCCCGAGACAGGGAAGCUUGCCCUCGCCUGCGAAGCCGCAGAAGUGACGGGGGAAAGCAGUCUGGAGAAGAAGCAGUCCACUGGGUGGGGAGACAAGGGAUUGCCGAGAACGCUCUUUAAAGGGCGCUUUGGGUUGUCGGAUGAGCAGCUCAGGGCCGCGAUCUUGAAUGAUGAAGUCUCCGUUGUCACCCAAGACAACGUGGUGUUCUGUCAAUGGCGAACCUUGAAGUCCACUUCGAUGGACGAGCGAAAGAACGUGGCAAACAUCAAGUCCGAGGCUCUGAGAGUCUCUGGGUCCCAAGCAGGACAACUCCAAAACCUGUUCGACAGUGUGUCGAUGGAAAGGCCUGAGCCGACAGAGGAGGACCUCAGAAACGCCGCUGCCGCUGCCUCAUCGGCUGCUCCGCCGACCGUGGCGGUGCCAACCAUCAAAGCCAUCGAGGACAAGAAGGAGGAGCCUGCCGUGCCAGCGGCCUUGUCAGAGGCCGACUGGUCGAAAGCGGACGGGCUCCUAAAGAAGGCUGAAAGCGCCGUCGAGAAGCUCAAGAAGGUCCUCGCCACCAUCCAAGCUCUGACGGACAAGAAAGCUUUGCUGGAGCAUGUGCGAUCUUUCCAGGACCAGAGAGAUGUGUACAAGUGCCAGCUGUGCAGCCAAGUGGUCGAGGAGAUCACUGGCUGGAGUGGCCAGUUGAAGGUGCAAGCAAUACCUGCUGCAGCAUUGCAUGAUGCCAGAGAACGAACUGUGACUGACCUCGAGCCCCUCGCCAAGCUUGGAAGCUCCGGUCAACACAGCAACAAUGUCAACAGGGACUUGAUGAGAUUGGUCGGGCAGGAGCCACUGAUGUACAAUCCCAGUCGCACCACUUUGCGAAAAAAUGCUUCUGAAGUGCCCGUGCCCGUCGACGGAGUGCCCAGCGACGAGCAUGCCUACACCAUCAGCCUGCCACACGAGUUAUUUAGCAGCCUCUACCACAAUUACAAGGCAGCAUGGAAACAAGUGAUCAUGCCUGGACAGGCGUUUUUGGAUCGCUUUUGGAAGUCGGCCAGAGGGCUGCCGCAGUGGGAGGGCCACCCACUGGCAUCGGAGCCAUCCCAUCAGGUGAGAAAAAUCAUACCAUUAUCAUUGCACGGGGACGAAACACCGGUGCUGGCCAAGGGGAAGAUUUGGUCCUCUUCAGCCUUAGUGAUGUCAUGGGCUUCCCUUUUGGGUAGCGGCUCCACGAAACAAAGCCAGCUCUACAUCUGGGCCGCCUGGCACAAGUCAUUCUCCAAAGAGACGAAUGAUGACCUCUGGAGUCUUUUACUCUGGUCUUUCGAAGCCUUGUGGUCCGGCGUUUUCCCGAAAAAAGACUGGCGAGGAUAUGAUUUCGAUCCCCACAGUCCCGAGGGACAGCGAGCUGGCCAAUACCUCGCGGACGGCUAUAGAGCUGUCUUGGUGGCUAGCUGUGGAGACCUGGACUACAUGGCACAGUUCCAGGGCCUUCCCCGGUGGAAUUCCAAUUCCCCUUGUUGCUUGUGCCAGUGCCAGAAGAAAGACCGCAGUUGGCACUGCUUUGCGGAGGAUGCCGCAUGGAGGACAACUCUGUGGACCCCUGCUGCUUGGAAAGCAUGGCCGAGCCGAAGCAUGAACAGGAUGUUCCAGAAGGACCUCUGCUCUGUGCUGGUGGUCCAUUUUGACCUGAUGCAUUGCCGGUACCUUGGCUAUCUCCAGCAGCUCUAUGGAUCGGUUUUUUGGGUCCUCUGUGAGGAGACGAUGCAUGGGAGUCCAAGCGACAAUCUGCAUGAACUCUGGGGUUUUCUGAAGACAUACCAAUCCACCCACAAGGUGCACAGCCCGUACUCCCAGAGGCUGAACAAGGUCAGCAUGUACAAGAAGAAGACCGACUUUCCGAAGCUUCGUGGAAAAGCGGCGGAGAUCAAGGACAUGGCAGCAGCCGUGCGGGCAAUGUGGGGUCAUUUUGGUGUUCCUGGUCAGGACUUCCAAGAGAUUGGGUUACUCUUGGAUUUGACAUGCAAGUUCGAGGAGAUACUGGAGGAAUGGCCCAUUGCAGACGGCUAUUUCUGCCUUCCUGCCGAAGCUGCAGACAGACUGAAGACGAACUUUCGGGACUUCGCAUGUUUGUAUGUCAUGGUCGGGGAUCGCUUUCGCAGCGAAGAUCGUCGGGCCUUCAAUCCUACAGAAAAGAUGCAUGCCUGCGAGCAUAUCGUCAUGCUCAGUGACUUGAUUCAUCCUGGCCUCACAUCUUGCUGGCGAGGGGAGGACAGAAAUGAAUGGUCUCCUGCUUUAUAA